Molecule: messenger RNA, 1383 nt
Organism: Ruditapes philippinarum (Manila clam)
Lineage: Eukaryota; Metazoa; Mollusca; Bivalvia; Venerida; Veneridae
Product: E3 ubiquitin-protein ligase TRIM45-like
Exons: 3
Coding region: 1-1383 (460 amino acids)
Molecular function (GO): zinc ion binding
Source: RefSeq, a predicted model, not a curated record
AUGGCGUCGGCGGAAUAUGCAGACGGCUAUGAAUAUGAUACUAUGUUUUGUGAACCUUGUCAUAAAGAUGGAAACAAAGUUCAGGCUGAUGGAUUUUGUGUUAAUUGUUUAGACUACAUGUGUAAUACGUGUUUGAAAUAUCAUAAGAAGUAUGUACGAAAUCACACGCAGUUGGACAGGAAAAAUAUGCCCCAGGACUUCUGUGUUGAACGAUGCAGCGUUCAUCCGAAUGAAUUCGUUAAAUUCUACUGUCCAAGAUGUGAUGACACUACGUGUGCGGAGUGCAUACCUAUUAAACACCAAGCGGAAUGUUCUGAGUUUAAGCAUAUACCAUCAUACUUGCAGUCACGUGAUAUAUAUACCGAGUUUAAAGAAGUUAAGAAAACGCUUAAUGAAGUUGAAAAAGACGCAACUCGUAUGAAAGAUGAGACGGAUCAAAACCUAAAACAGGUCAGCAUUAACAGGAGUGACAUAUCAAAGUCUAUUAACAGACAAAGGAAAUACAUGAAAGACCGAAUUGAAGAUCAGCGAAUAGAUAUAUUUAAAGCUUUGGAUGACGAAAAGGCAGAAGUAAUACGAAAACUCGAAGAGAAGCAAAAUCAGAGAAAGCAGCAGCUUUUCGAGCAACAAAAGCUUAUGAACACGAGGAUUGAAGAGGAGGCAAGGAAGUUAGACGAGCAGUCGAAAACAUAUCCUAUCAUCAUGCACAAAAUGGCUUCCAAAACAGUAGAUAUAGAGUCUAAAUUGACGUCUCUCAUUGGUCAAUUAGGCUUAAAGGAGAGACAGGGACAGAAAGCUGAACUUUUUAUUACUACAAAAAGAGUGAAACAUAAAAUGAAAGCAUUGGAACAAGAUAUGAAUGAUGUUAGCGAAGAGAGUGCAGUUAGCUUCUACAAAUUCCGACCAAGUAAGAAUGAGGUGAGCAUAGAUGCAAAAGACGACAAUGUGUAUCUUGGCUCUUUGAGUAGAUAUACCCGGAAAAGUAAUAUUAUUAAUGGUACAAAGAAACUGAAUUCUUACUUUCAAGGAGAAACCGAGAGAACAGUAGAAAUUUCAAAAUUAGAGGAAUUCGUUGCAGAAAAACAGCAUGAGGAGUGUCUUCUUUCAUUGGUAAAAAACAAGGAAUAUAAUGACUAUAAGGUUCAAGUAAUUCUUGCUGCUCAUUUGUUCGGACCAUUGGCUGGUAGUUAUGAGAUAGGAAACAAAGGUUUCCCUAAGAAUGCAAGAAGAUGUCCUAGAUGUAACAAAGAUAUAAGUGAUGCACUCAAGAAUACAUCACUUGGUAACUAUUCUUUUAUGUCAUUAUUUGAUGUCUUAUCGUUUAAGUGCAUCCUCAAAUCUUUAGCAGUUGUUAAACCAAUUGUACCAUUUAAAUGGACUUAA